Molecule: messenger RNA, 322 nt
Organism: Sinocyclocheilus grahami
Lineage: Eukaryota; Metazoa; Chordata; Actinopteri; Cypriniformes; Cyprinidae
Product: vitellogenin-like
Exons: 3
Coding region: 8-322 (104 amino acids)
Biological process (GO): cellular response to estrogen stimulus; response to estradiol
Molecular function (GO): lipid carrier activity
Source: RefSeq, a predicted model, not a curated record
GGACUGGAUGAAGGGACAGACUUGUGGACUCUGUGGAAAGGCUGAUGGAGAAAUCAGACAGGAGUACACCACACCCAGUGGAGACCUGACCAAGAGUUCAGUCAGCUUUGCCCACUCAUGGGUGCUUCCUGCUGACAGCUGCCGUGAUGCCAGCCAAUGCCGCAUGAAACUUGAAUCUGUGAAGUUGGAGAAGCAGGUAAUUUUGAAUGGACAGGAAUCUAAAUGUUACUCCAUUGAGCCUGUGUUGCGCUGUCUGCCAGGCUGUGUACCAAUGAGAACCACACCUGUCACUGUUGGAUACCACUGUAUGUCCACUGGCUGA